Siniperca chuatsi (mandarin fish) is the source of this 3293-nucleotide messenger RNA. It is a transcript of the gene mybl2b, whose product is annotated as v-myb avian myeloblastosis viral oncogene homolog-like 2b. The transcript is spliced from 15 exons. The record is from RefSeq and is a predicted model, not a curated record. Gene Ontology annotation, biological process: regulation of DNA-templated transcription. Gene Ontology annotation, cellular component: nucleus. Gene Ontology annotation, molecular function: RNA polymerase II cis-regulatory region sequence-specific DNA binding; DNA-binding transcription factor activity, RNA polymerase II-specific. Lineage: Eukaryota; Metazoa; Chordata; Actinopteri; Centrarchiformes; Sinipercidae. The coding region runs from base 469 to 2376 and encodes 635 amino acids.
ACUAUAUUUUAAAAGUAUAUGUAACCACGUUUCAUAGAGGAGGUAACAUGAUAACAGAAUGAUGAUGAUGAUAACAUAACCCAGUUUGGUAUUUAAACAUUUUUGUUUAAAUAGGACAAACACUUAUUUUGAAGGUCCCACCGGAAGAUUUCUAUCUGACUGCUUGACCCUACGCGCACAUCUAAUGCGCAGCCACGUCACUAUCCGGUUUCUACGAUAGAGAAGGGCGCGAGAUAGGAAUACAGGAGCGCGGACAACCCGGGCGCUCCGCUCCAGAUGACUACAAGCUGCAACGUUACCGUUCAACACAACAGGGCCGAGCCUCCAUCACCACCACUGGCCACUUCAUAAAAACAAUAUACACGCGGAAUACAACCAUAUAAUAACGAAUAUACAUGCACAUGACCUGCAACAGCAGGAGGACAAAGCACCGUCUGGUCUGACCGUAAACAACAGAAACAGAGGGAAAUGUCUUGGUGGACGCGCGGUGAUGAUGGAGAGGAGGCCAUGCAUCAAGACACUGAUUCUGAUGUGGCAGAACAGAGAGACGGUGGGAAAGUGAAAGUGAAAUGGACUCAAGAAGAGGAUGACAAGCUCAAGGCGUUGGUUCAAAAACUGGGACCAAGUGAUUGGAAAUAUAUUUCCAGCUUCAUACCAAGUCACACUGAACACCAAUGUCAGCACCGAUGGUUUAAGGUCUUGGAUCCAGAAUUGGUUAAAGGUCCUUGGACCAAAGAAGAGGAUGAAAAGGUUAUUGAGCUUGUGAAUCUCUACGGCAACAAACAGUGGGCAAUGGUAGCCAAGCAUCUGAAGGGCAGACUAGGGAAGCAGUGUAGGGAGCGCUGGCACAACCACCUCAAUCCUAAUGUGAAGAAGUCAUCAUGGACUGCCGAGGAGGACCUCAUCAUCUACAAGGCUCACUGCCUGCUUGGAAACCGCUGGGCUGAGAUUGCCAAGCUGCUUCCUGGAAGGACAGAUAAUGCAGUGAAGAAUCACUGGAAUUCAACCAUAAAACGCAAGUUAGAGAUGGGCUUCUAUGCUGGGGAGGUCUUUAGGCCAAAUGAACUUGAAGAGCUGUUGGCCCGUGUUAAUAAAGAUGUGCAGAUGCCCAGUUGCUCGCAAGAUGGUGCAGACAAGGACCCAGAGCAGAAAACACAUUCUUCAUUACAGGAAACGCCUGUCUCAGCCUCUGUUAAAGCUGGCCCCAGUGAAGCAGGGCCAUCAAAGGCUGUGUCCUCUCCAAAGGACAGUUCAAGCCCCAAGACUGAUGCAGACACCACAGGAGAAAUGAACUGUUCCAGCUGGGUGGUGGACAGCUCAGGCUUUCUCUCCCCUACUGGGCCAGCCCUGAAGGAAGUGCUGGAUAUGGUGGAUGGGGACCUCGAUGGCUGGUGCAACCUAGCAGCCUUUGACCUGCCUGAGGACAGUCCGAGCCCAGAGCGCCACCAGUUUCGUCUGGAGGGCAGCGCCUUGCAGGAGUUGAGCAAAGGCAGCAAGGGGGAACUCAUCCCCAUCUCUCCUGGAGGUGUCACACCCCCCUCCAUACUGAAUCGCCGGAGCCGGAGACGCAUUGCCUUGUCUCCCGAUGCCAAUAACUCCAUGACUCCCAAGAGCACUCCUGUCAAAAUUUUGCCCUUUUCUCCAUCUCAAUUCCUCAACAUGUGGACCAAACAGGACACUCAUGACCUGGAGAACCCGUCCCUCACGUCCACGCCAGUGUGCAGCCAGAAAGCCAUUGUUACUACACCGCUACAGCGUGACAAGACCCCCCUCACUCAGAAGGAAAACUCAGUAUUUGUUACACCCAACCACAAGUCCGAGCUCUGUCCGACCCCACGAACUCCGACGCCGUUCAAAAAUGCCAUGGAGAAGUACGGUCCUCUGCAGCCGCUGCCUCAGACUCCGAACCUUGAAGACGACAUAAACGAGGUCAUCCUAAGAGAUGCUGGGAUUGACUUGGUUGUUGUACGUUCGACUCCGCCUGAGCAAAGACGCAAAACGAUGCAUCGGGUUCCUAUGAAGAAAGUGCGGAAAUCAUUGGCACUAGAUGUCAUGGACUGCCAGGUGACGCCCACAUCCAAACGCAAAUCGCUCAAAACUGAAGCCAAACACAGCAUCAAGGAAGAACCUGCUUCUCUCAACUCCUCAUCAUUUUGCAGUAAGCGGCAUGAAAAUAUUUUGGAUCAGGGCUUCCUUUUGGGACCUAGUGACAGUGCCAUAUUUCCCAGCACGGUGCCCCCAGUUCUGAUGUCAAAAGAAUGGGAGACGGUGGUUUGUGGACAAACUAAAGACCAGCUCAUAAUGACAGAGAAAGCAAGACGCUACCUUCGCUCACUAAAAUCCUACGCUCCCAACCGGGCUCUGAUUCUGUCCUGAGACAUUUGUUAUCUUUACACCAACAUGUAACACAUACCUUAACCACACAACUUAAUGUUGCUGUUUUUCCCCUUUCUUUUUACUGUAGUAAUUUGUGAUGGAGAAAAGAACACGUAAUGUGAAGGUUUAAUACAGUUUUUGAACAAGUCAUUUGCAAUCAAAACACUGACAAUAUACAGCCCUAUUAAUAAUUUUGAGAGAGAAUGGUGCUUUUAGAUUUAGUCUCACUCAAAUGGCCUUGUGCAAAGCUUGGAAAAACAAGUUAAUCACAUUUCAGAACAAGCUUUAUUUCAUUCUAUUGUUGUCACUUAAACGUGUUUGAAAAUAACAAUGAAUGUAAAAUUGAAAAAUCACGGCUAUAUACUUUUGCUAUUACUGAAAAUACAUGGUUUUACAUUGCAUAAUGUGCUUGUAAUUAAACAGUUUUUUAAAGUUGUGAAGAGUACAAACACUCAGGUUGCACCUCAAUAUCUAGAGUUCUGAUGUAUAACUUGAAUAUGGAGUAAAUUCAGACAGGUUGAUCAGUAAUACAUUUAGAGAUGAUCCAUGUUGAAAAUGUUGAGUGAACAUUGUCUUGUAAGAUCAGUUUAGCAUUUGUCUAGAUUUAUAAUAUACAUAAAAAUAUUCAUUAAAAGUGAAGACCUCACACGGGGAAUAUUAUACACCUGCUGGAAUUUUAAUAUUGACUGCAGCACACAUCAGUAAUCUGUCAAGGUGGCUUACUACUUUUUAAAAUCCAACAAAGUGAUGAAUACACUUGGGAAGGGUUUUUUUUUUUUUUUAAUGUAGUAGCCAAGUAGUUGAAAUGUAAUGGAGGUAUGGAAGCUGUACCAGCGUUGAUGGCAAGGGUAUUAUUAUUUGGCACUGUUUGUAAAUAUUUAGUGUUAAGAAAUUUAAUAAAACCAAUAUGUCCAAUA